UGGUGUACAAGACAUAGGGAAUUGGAAGAUUUGUAAUGGAUACUGUUUGUGUUGUUUUAUUUUUACAGGUUGUGCCAAUACGAAGGCCUGACUCUCCAACGGGUCACCUGUACAGCAAGAGCAAGAGGAAGUUGCGCGCGCAUCGAGGCAGCCUCUCUUUUGUCUCAACAUUGCAACCCGCGGGGGCACAGCCGACGUCAUCUUUAAUCAGAAAAAUAUGCGGGUUCUUCGGAGCAGCAAGCCACACUCCUUCAAUUCCUCAAACUCCCGCGAAUCAAGUGUCAACAAACAGCGUCCGUUCAAAAUGCCGCUUCCUGACCUGAAAAAUAUGCGGGUUCUUCGGAGCAGCAAGCCACGCUGCUUCAGUUCCUCAAACUCCCUCAAAUCAAGUGUCAACAAACAGCGUCCGUUCAAAAUGACGCUUCCAGACCUGAAAAAUAUGAGGGUUCUUCGGAGCAGCAAGCCCCUCCUAUCGCCACGCUCCUUCAAUUCUUCAAACUCACGCAAAUCAAGUGUCAACAAACAGCGUCCAUUCAAAAUGCAGCUGCCCGACCUGAAAAAUAUGCGGGUUCUUCGGAGCAGCAAGCCACGCUGCUUCAAUUCCUCAAACUCCCGUGAAUCAAGUGUCAACAAACAGCGUCCGUUCAAAAUGCCGCUUCCCGACCUGUUUCAGACAGAGGCACUACACCGUGAUAUCCUCAACAGGAAUAAAACAGCAUUCAACCAGGUUAUUGAGCGGUACAUUUCCCUGGCACACGGACUUCCUCCUCCACUAGAUGAAUGUCCCUACCAGUCUCCACACAACAGCAAAAACAAACCAAGUUCAACUCCCUUAUACCCCCAGAAGAACCUUUCCAGGACAGGUGCAACCAUAAAAACCAGCACUGUCUCCCCAGCGAUCUCAUUGAGGCAAGAUUCAUGUUGUGAUGAGGAUGAUCUUGUUAGAGAAGUAGAGGAAUCACUGCAGAGGAGGAAACAACAGCUUGGGUUAAGUGAUGACUUUAUAUGUGAGGAGAUAGAGGAUAAUGAGGUUGAUGAGGAUGACCCCACUUGGGAUGGCUCUCAUUACCAUGCCAGGGUGAAUUUACCCAGCAGAUUGCAUGAAAAGAGAAAACUUUCUGAUAAUCUUAUUACAAACACAGUGGGGUCAUCUGAUGAAAACAAGUCUCGAAAGAAAGCAAAAGCACCUGUGGAUGAAGUAAGCCUUUCCCAAAACAAAACUGCUGAUUUGAGGCAGCUUUCUGUGCAGGACAGGCUUUCAGAUGUGAGCAACUUACCAAGAAGAAGAGGUAGACCUUCCAAAAGAAAGUCAGUGCUGGAGGUGAAUGAUGAGGGUAAUAUAUCAAAGAAAAGAUGUAGAUCGCCCAAACAAAAGUCAGUGCAGAAGGUGAGCGAUGAGGGUGAUACAUCAAGGAAGAGAGGUAGACAGCCCAAAGCAAAAAUGGCGGCAGAGAGUCAAGAAAAUCUGAAUCAGAACAACCCAAGGAAUGAACCCAAACGGAGAGGCAGGCCACCCAAGAAGAAUAAAACAUUGAGUGUGAACCCCACCAAGGACAAAACUUCAAACACAAGGUCAGGUGAUGAAAACAAAGAACCGAAACGGAGAGGCAGGCCAUCCAAGAAGAAUAAAACAUUGAGUCUUAACCCCACCAAGGACAAAACUUCAAACAAAAGGUCAGGUGAUGAAAACAAAGAACCCAAACGAAGAGGCAGGCCAUCCAAGAAGAAUAAAACAUUGAGUCUUAACCCCACCAAGGACAAAACUUCAAACACAAGGUCAGGUGAUGAAAACAAAGAACCGAAACGAAGAGGCAGGCCAUCCAAGAAGAAUAAAACAUUGAGUCUUAACCCCACCAAGGACAAAACUUCAAACACAAGGUCAGGUGAUGAAAACAAAGAACCGAAACGGAGAGGCAGGCCAUCCAAGAAGAAUAAAACAUUGAGUCUUAACCCCACCAAGGACAAAACUUCAAACACAAGGUCAGGUGAUGAAAACAAUGUGCCACAAAAGAGAGGCAGACCAUUCAAACAAAAAGCAACAGGGACUCUUAAGAUCCACACUCAGGACUGUAGUGUAGUGCUGAGAAGGCUUGGUGGGGGCAGUGAGGGCAUCCUGUCUGUAAAUAAAACAAAUGAAACCAGGACACUGUGCAGUAUUAGAGGUGCAGAAGAGGAGCAAAGACCUCAAGAGAGCAGUGAUGAUAUUGUGAAGUUGGUGCAGGAGGCAGUGGGAGGGACUGCUGGUAUUCUGCAUAGGGUUGAAUAUGGGAAGCAUAUAAUCUGCCUCCUUGACACCAUGGACACGAUGCUUAUCAUGGUAAAUCAAAACGUGCCCAGUGAAACUAGUACUGGCAAGGAAACAGAAGCAACUACAGGAAAGACUUCCAAAAAAGAGAAGAAAAAAGCCCAAGAAAGAGAACAGAGUACAAGAACUCAUACUGGCAGCAACAUGGAAGCAAACACACAAGUAGAACAAACUGUCAACAAAAUUACUAACAUAGAGAAAAGAAAAAAGGUAGACCAAACAGCUAAAAAAACUAACAACAAAGAAAAAGAGAAAAAAGCCAUAGAAAAACAGCAGACAGUGGAUAAGAAAGCAAGGAGUAGCACAAGAACUGAAUCCUCACUCCAUCAUAAGGCGAUGCAACAGUCUGAGUCAACUGUUGAACAUCCUACAGUGAAAAAGAUGGGACAGAAUAACAGCCGAAAAAGGGAGCACAUCUCAAAUGCAGUCAAGUCACCGAAGAGACAAAGGAAUGAGUCAAGCGUGCCCGCCAAGGCUUCUGUUGCAACACACCUGGCCAUAGAUGCCAUGUUGUCACCUGGGCAGAAUAGCAGCAUUGUUCCCAGCAGUGAAGGCAAUGUGCUGAAGAGAUUACAUGUUGAUCCAGAUGCAGGAACAGAUAAAGUUACAGGUCAGUUUAUGCAGCAUGAACCUCCGAACACCGGUGAAUCACCAAAUCAGCCAAAAAAAGCACGUGACCUAGAAGUCUCUGACAGAAGUCUUUCUUCCGAUGGGUCAGAGUCAGAGUCACAGGAUGAAGAUGGAUGGCUUACUGAUAGUGAUGAAGAUGACAUGAUUUCAGAAUUUAGUACAACCCAGAAAAAGAAGAGCUCCCUCCAUCGGACACAAGAAAGGCUGAAAAGAAGGAAUUACAGUCCAAAGCACAGAGAGUCAGUGAGCAAAGCUAUAUUCGAUAGUGACGAUGACAUCCUUAUUAUGGAACCGCCCAAGCCUGUGCCCAUAUCAGAAAACAAGAAAGACAACACAAAUUCUGAAAACAGCCAGAGCACAAAGGGGGUGCAGGGCAGACCCAUCAUGGCAUCACCAUAUGUUUCCCUGAAGACCCAAAGACCCAUUAGGAGAGCUGCAGGUGGACACCAGCAAAGCCUGACCACUUGCAGUUCCUACAUCCAAGGCCUCAUCAGUAACUCCAUCAUGAAGAAUGUUCCAGAGAUGAUGACUUCGGCCUCAACCAGGAUACCAGUGGACGGUCAAACGGAGGAGGAACCUGACCCUGAGGACAUGUGGGAUCUCCUGUCAGCCCUCCCCCAGCGGUCCUCCAGCUCCCUUGCCGCAAGGGCUGCCAAGACCAGCCUGCAAGAAUCUGGCAUAACGGAGACUGCAGCCACUGCUCCAGAGAGGCCAACAACUGUCACCAGCACCAACAUUAGUGGUGCAGUCAUCACAUCAAAGGCCUCCAAGGUAAAGAGGAGCUUCUGGAUAGAAAGUGAAGAAGAGGAAGAGGGAGAGGAUAAAGACACAGAAGACACAGAGUCACUCUUCAUGCCCACACUCCCCUUGGCCUCACAGCUGAUCCAAGAGAGCACCGUGCUUCCCAGCUACAGCUCCCUUGGCCCCGAGCAUUGGAUGUCAGUAGCUAGAGCUAUGCAGAAGCGAAAAAAGUUUCAGACAGAGGCACUACACCGUGAUAUCCUCAACAGGAAUAAAACAGCAUUCAACCAGGUUAUUGAGCGGUACAUUUCCCUGGCACACGGACUUCCUCCUCCAAUAGAUGAAUGUCCCUACCAGUCUCCACACAACAGCAAAAACAAACCAAGUUCAACUCCCUUAUACCCCCAGAAGAACCUUUCCAGGACAGGUGCAACCAUAAAAACCAGCACUGUCUCCCCAGCGAUCUCAUUGAGGCAAGAUUCAUGUUGUGAUGAGGAUGAUCUUGUUAGAGAAGUAGAGGAAUCACUGCAGAGGAGGAAACAACAGCUUGGGUUAAGUGAUGACUUUAUAUGUGAGGAGAUAGAGGAUAAUGAGGUUGAUGAGGAUGACCCCACUUGGGAUGGCUCUCAUUACCAUGCCAGGGUGAAUUUACCCAGCAGAUUGCAUAAAAAGAGAAAGCUUUCUGAUAAUCUUAUUACAAACACAGUGGGGUUAUCUGACGAAAACAAGUCUCGAAAGAAAGCAAAAGCACCUGUGGAUGAAGUAAGCCUUUCCCAAAACAAAACUGCUGAUUUGAGGCAGCUUUCUGUGCAGGACAGGCUUUCAGAUGUGAGCAACUUACCAAGAAGAAGAGGUAGACCUUCCAAAAGAAAGUCAGUGCUGGAGGUGAAUGAUGAGGGUAAUAUAUCAAAGAAAAGAUGUAGAUCGCCCAAACAAAAGUCAGUGCAGAAGGUGAGCGAUGAGGGUGAUACAUCAAGGAAGAGAGGUAGACAGCCCAAAGCAAAAGUGACGGCAGAGAGUCAAGAAAAUCUGAAUCAGAACAACCCAAGGAAUGAACCCAAACGGAGAGGCAGGCCAUCCAAGAAGAAUAAAACAUUGAGUCUUAACCCCACCAAGGACAAAACUUCAAACACAAGGUCAGGUGAUGAAAACAAAGAACCGAAACGAAGAGGCAGACCAUCCAAGAAGAAUACAACAUUGAGUCUUAACCCCACCAAGGACAAAACUUCAAACAUAAGGUCAGGUGAUGAAAACAAAGAACCGAAACGGAGAGGCAGGCCAUCCAAGAAGAAUAAAACAUUGAGUCUUAACCCCACCAAGGACAAAACUUCAAACAAAAGGUCAGGUGAUGAAAACAAAGAACCGAAACGGAGAGGCAGGCCAUCCAAGAAGAAUAAAACAUUGAGUCUUAACCCCACCAAGGACAAAACUUCAAACAAAAGGUCAGGUGAUGAAAACAAAGAACCCAAACGGAGAGGCAGACCAUCCAAGAAGAAUAAAACAUUGAGUCUUAACCCCACCAAGGACAAAACUUCAAACACAAGGUCAGGUGAUGAAAACAAUGUGCCACAAAAGAGAGGCAGACCAUUCAAACAAAAAGCAACAGGGACUCUUAAGAUCCACACUCAGGACUGUAGUGUAGUGCUGAGAAGGCUUGGUGGGGGCAGUGAGGGCAUCCUGUCUGUAAAUAAAACAAAUGAAACCAGGACAGUGUGCAGUAUUAGAGGUGCAGAAGAGGAGCAAAGACCUCAAGAGAGCAGUGAUGAUAUUGUGAAGUUGGUGCAGGAGGCAGUGGGAGGGACUGCUGGUAUUCUGCAUAGGGUUGAAUAUGGGAAGCAUAUAAUCUGCCUCCUUGACACCAUGGACACGAUGCUUAUCACGGUAAAUCAAAACGUGCCCAGUGAAACUAGUACUGGCAAGGAAACAGAAGCAACUACAGGAAAGACUUCCAAAAAAGAGAAGAAAAAAGCCCAAGAAAGAGAACAGAGUACAAGAACUCAUACUGGCAGCAACAUGGAAGCAAACACACAAGUAGAACAAACUGUCAACAAAAUUACUAACAUAGAGAAAAGAAAAAAGGUAGACCAAACAGCUAAAAAAACUAACAACAAAGAAAAAGAGAAAAAAGCCAUAGAAAAACAGCAGACAGUGGAUAAGAAAGCAAGGAGUAGCACAAGAACUGAAACCUCACUCCAUCAUAAGGCGAUGCAACAGUCUGAGUCAACUGUUGAACAUCCUACAGUGAAAAAGAUGGGACAGAAUAACAGCCGAAAAAGGGAGCACAUCUCAAACGCAGUCAAGUCACCGAAGAGACAAAGGAAUGAGUCAAGCGUGCCCGCCAAGGCUUCUGUUGCAACACACCUGGCCAUAGAUGCCAUGUUGUCACCUGGGCAGAAUAGCAGCAUUGUUCCCAGCAGUGAAGGCAAUGUGCUGAAGAGAUUACAUGUUGAUCCAGAUGCAGGAACAGAUAAAGUUACAGGUCAGUUUAUGCAGCAUGAACCUCCGAACACCGGUGAAUCACCAAAUCAGCCAAAAAAAGCACGUGACCUAGAAGUCUCUGACAGAAGUCUUUCUUCCGAUGGGUCAGAGUCAGAGUCACAGGAUGAAGAUGGAUGGCUUACUGAUAGUGAUGAAGAUGACAUGAUUUCAGAAUUUAGUACAACCCAGAAAAAGAAGAGCUCCCUCCAUCGGACACAAGAAAGGCUGAAAAGAAGGAAUUACAGUCCAAAGCACAGAGAGUCAGUGAGCAAAGCUAUAUUCGAUAGUGACGAUGACAUCCUUAUUAUGGAACCGCCCAAGCCUGUGCCCAUAUCAGAAAACAAGAAAGACAACACAAAUUCUGAAAACAGCCAGAGCACAAAGGGGGUGCAGGGCAGACCCAUCAUGGCAUCACCAUAUGUUUCCCUGAAGACCCAAAGACCCAUUAGGAGAGCUGCAGGUGGACACCAGCAAAGCCUGACCACUUGCAGUUCCUACAUCCAAGGCCUCAUCAGUAACUCCAUCAUGAAGAAUGUUCCAGAGAUGAUGACUUCGGCCUCAACCAGGAUACCAGUGGACGGUCAAACGGAGGAGGAACCUGACCCUGAGGACAUGUGGGAUCUCCUGCCAGCCCUCCCCCAGCGGUCCUCCAGCUCCCUUGCCGCAAGGGCUGCCAAGACCAGCCUGCAAGAAUCUUGCAUAACGGAGACUGCAGCCACUGCUCCAGAGAGGCCAACAACUGUCACCAGCACCAACAUUAGUGGUGCAGUCAUCACAUCAAAGGCCUCCAAGGUAAAGAGGAGCUUCUGGAUAGAAAGUGAAGAAGAGGAAGAGGAAGAGGAUAAAGACACAGAAGACACAGAGUCACUCUUCAUGCCCACACUCCCCGUGGCCUCACAGCUGAUCCAAGAGAGCACCGUGCUUCCCAACUACAGCUCCCUUGGCCCCGAGCACUGGAUGUCAGUAGCUAGAGCUAUGCAGAAGCGAAAAAAGAACUCCUUCCUGAGACUUACAUUCCUGUAAAAAUGCUGCAUAAGUCUUACGGUAAUCUAAUAUUUAAUAUUAUGUUGUGUGUUGAUUAAUAUCAAUCAGAGGAUUUAAUUUUCAUAAUGUCUAUUUUUUUCACAUAUAGUAUGUAUCGCCUGCCUCCA
Messenger RNA from Eriocheir sinensis (Chinese mitten crab), 7305 nucleotides. RefSeq lists its product as uncharacterized. Bases 218 to 7177 code for a protein of 2319 amino acids. Lineage: Eukaryota; Metazoa; Arthropoda; Malacostraca; Decapoda; Varunidae. The transcript is spliced from 14 exons. The record is from RefSeq and is a predicted model, not a curated record. Gene Ontology annotation, molecular function: DNA binding.